AUGGGUGGGAGAACUCUUCUUGUCCUCACCUUUUCUCUUACUGUUCUUAGCAUUGAGCUUGGGAUUUCUCAUGGCUGCCGAGAGACGGAGAGGAAAGCCCUCAUCGACUUCAAGCGUGGACUUCAUGAUCCUUCCAAUCGUCUCUCUUCCUGGGUCGGCGAGGACUGUUGUGCGUGGGAAGGAGUUGGCUGCAGCAACAUCUCUGGUCAUGUUAUCAAGCUGGAUCUUCGAAAUAAACGUCGGACGGAUCUAACUAAGGACUGCACUCAUCAGGAGGUGUACUACUUGUUGGAUUAUUAUCCAAGAUCCGAAUUGUUGGAUGAUGAUCCAGGAUGCAGAUGGGCACUGCAUGGUGACAUAACUCCAUCACUGCGUUCUCUCCAACAACUUAGUCACCUGGACUUCAGCGGCAACUAUUUUACACAUAAACCUAUCCCCAAGUUCUUGGGAGCUUUCAGAAGACUAACAUAUCUUAACCUCUCAGGUGCAGGUUUCGUGGGUAGAGUACCUGACCAGCUCGGAAAUCUAUCCACUUUGCAGCACCUCGACCUUUCUUAUAACUGCUAUGGGGAUGAUGAAGGUGAUGACUUCUUCUGCUUGUACCUUGAGAACACGAGAUGGAUCUCUAUGCUCACUUCCCUUCGGCACCUUAACAUGAAUUGGGUCAAUUUGACAAAUGCAUCCAACUGGUUGCAAGAUUUGAACGUGCUCCCACGUGUUCAAGAGAUUGAAUUAAGUUCUUGUGACUUAGGGACCUUUCCUCGUUCGUUGUCUCAUAAAAACUUCACAUCUCUCACCACUCUUGAUUUACGAUACAAUGAUAUAAACUCCACCAUACCAGAUUGGGUGUUCAAUAUUACUAGCCUCGAGUUCCUUUAUCUUGGUGGGAAUGACCUGCAUGGAUUCUUUCCUGAUUCUGUUACAAAGUUAACGUCUCUCAGGGCACUCGACUUGUCUGGGAGUGUGUUCCAAGAUGGCUUCAUGCAGCUAGCUCCUAUAUCCAAUCUCUGCAAGCUCCAAAUUCUCUACCUGAGCCAAGUGCCUAUCAAUGAUGUGCUUGCCAAUUUAAAAAUGGUUUUCUCUGGAUGUCUUAGGAAUAGCAUGGAGGAAUUGUACCUCGGAGGCACCCAACUGAGUGGUUUCUUUCCGGAUUGGCUAGGGAACAUCAAGAAACUUAAAUCUCUUGAUCUUUCUAUCAACUCCCUCUGUGGAUCAGUGCCUGCAUCUAUCGGGAAUCUAUCAUUGCUGCAACAUUUGGAUUUAGAUUCCAAUGAUUUGAAUGGGACGAUUUCGGAAGGCAUCGGACAACUGAAGAGCCUUAUCUAUUUGGAUCUCAGUCGUAACUCGUUGAGCUUAUCGGAGGUCCAAUUGGGUAAUCUAUCAAGUUUAAGAAAUUUUACCGGAUUGGUUACUCUUGAUCUGGCUCACAACAAAUUCUUCGGCAAUAUACCAAAUUGGAUUGGAGAAAGCCUACCAUACUUAAGGACUUUCAACUUACGCUCGAAUGCCUUUACUGGCAGCAUUCCUCGGUUAUCUCAUCUUACAUCUCUUCAGAUAGUGGAUCUCUCGAAUAAUCAUCUUUCGGGAAUAAUACCAAACAGCUUUGGCAAUUUUAGUGCGUUGAAAGGCUCUCCUUCAAAGGAUUUGUACUUUCAUAAUAUUUACUAUGAGGAUUACAUGUGGCUCUUCACAAAAGGAAGCGAACUCGAAUACAACACCAUGCUACUUUCAAUCGACACAGUCAUUGAUCUCUCCAACAAUGGUUUAUCCGGUUGCAUCCCUAGAGAGUUGGAAAAUUUGCAUGGUCUGCGGAGCUUAAAUCUAUCUGGGAAUUACCUAACAGGGGAGAUACCAAGCAACAUUGAUGGAAUGCAACUACUAGAAAUUCUCGACCUCUCAAGAAACAAUCUCUCGGGUAUAAUUCCUUCGACCUUGGCAGAUUUAAAUUUCUUGAAUGAUUUGAACUUGUCAUAUAAUAAUCUCUCGGGUAAAAUCCCCACCGGAAGCCAAUUGCAAACUUUAACCGAUCCAUCUAUCUAUGCUGGCAACCCAAAUCUUUGUGGCCUUCCUCUCCCUAAAAAUUGUACGGUGAAUAUAACGAAGACUGAUGGAGAAGGGCAAAAUGAAGAUUCUUCUGAGAGUAGAAUGGAAACACUUUGGUUAUACACAAGCAUCACCCUAGGAUUUAUUACCGGAUUUUGGGUGAUUUGUGGAAGCCUUUUAUUGCGACGGACAUGGAGGAUCACGUACUUCCGUGCCACUGAUAACAUGUUUGACAAGCUAUACGUGGUGAUGGUAGUGACCGUGGCAAAAUACAAAAGAAAGCUAUGA
Molecule: messenger RNA, 2331 nt
Organism: Musa acuminata AAA Group (dessert banana)
Lineage: Eukaryota; Viridiplantae; Streptophyta; Magnoliopsida; Zingiberales; Musaceae
Product: receptor-like protein EIX1
Exons: 2
Coding region: 1-2331 (776 amino acids)
Molecular function (GO): protein binding
Source: RefSeq, a predicted model, not a curated record